This is a messenger RNA of Synchiropus splendidus (mandarinfish), 1816 nucleotides long. RefSeq names its product beta-arrestin-1-like. Gene Ontology annotation, biological process: visual perception; G protein-coupled receptor internalization; signal transduction. Gene Ontology annotation, molecular function: G protein-coupled receptor binding. Bases 68 to 1387 code for a protein of 439 amino acids. The record is from RefSeq and is a predicted model, not a curated record. The transcript is spliced from 14 exons. NCBI's taxonomy places the organism in Eukaryota, Metazoa, Chordata, Actinopteri, Syngnathiformes, Callionymidae.
UGGGCAGGAGGCUGCAGGAGGCUGCAGGAGGCUGCAGGAGGCUGCAGGGUGCUGGGGGUGCGUUCUCAUGGAGCAGGCGUCAGCUGACUCUCUUCUGUCUUCCAGAGUCUUCAAGAAGUCCAGCCCCAACGGGAAGCUCACCGUCUACCUGGGCAAGAGGGACUUUGUGGACCACGUGGACCUGGUGGAGCCAGUGGACGGAGUGGUUCUGGUGGACCCAGAGUACCUGAAGGAGAGGAAAGUUUUCGUGACCCUCACCUGUGCCUUCCGCUACGGCCGCGAGGACCUGGACGUGCUGGGCUUGACCUUCAGGAAGGAGCUGUUUGUGUCCAGCGCGCAGGUGUUUCCUCCUCCGUCCGGUCCGCGGCCCACUGCCACCCGUCUGCAGGAGCGGCUGCUGCGGAAGCUGGGCCAGCAGGCGCAGCCCUUCACCUGCCAGAUGCCGCUCAACCUGCCGUGCUCCGUCACGCUGCAGCCGGGGCCCGAGGACACGGCGAAGGCCUGCGGCGUGGACUUCGAGGUGAAGGCCUUCUGUGGCCAGUCUGCCGAGGAGAAGAUCCACAAGAGGAACUCGGUGCGUCUGCUGAUCCGGAAGGUCCAGUACGCCCCAGAGACGGCGGGUCCUCGGCCCACGGCGGAGACCACGCGCCACUUCCUGCUGUCGGACAAACCUCUGCACCUGGAGGCCUCGCUGGACAAGGAGGUGACCUCUGACCCCGGGGGUGUGGGUGCCGCUGACGCCGCUGCGCUCCCUCCGCAGGUGUACUACCACGGCGAGCCCAUCAGCGUCAACGUGCGCGUGACCAACAACAGCAGCAGCAAGACGGUGAAGAAGAUGAAGGUCUCGGUGCGUCAGUUCGCGGACAUCUGCCUCUUCAGCUCGGCGCAGUACAAGUGUCCCGUGGCGCUGGAGGAGUCGGAUGACCUGGUCCCGCCCAGUUCCUCCUUCUGCAGAGUCUUCACGGUGACUCCCUUCCUGGCCAGCAACCGGGAGAAGCGCGGCCUGGCGCUGGACGGCAAGCUCAAGCACGAGGACACCAACCUGGCGUCCAGCACCCUGCUGCCGGACGGCGCCAGCAAGGAGCUGCUGGGCAUCGUGGUGUCCUACCGAGUCAAGGUCAAGCUGGUGGUGACGCGCGGCGGGCUUCUGGGAGACCUGGCCACCAGUGACGUGUGUGUGGAGCUGCCCUUCACUCUCAUGCAUCCUAAACCGUGUGAAGACUUCCUGCUCAGUGACGCUCCGGAGGAAACAUCCGUCAACUUGAUCCACUUCGACGCCAACGACGAUGACAUCAUCUUCGAAGACUUCGCCCGCCAGCGCAUGAUCGGCGCCAAAGGGGCGGAGGAGGAGGAGCCGGAGGACUGGCCCGCACUGAGCGACAGAUAGGGCGCAGCGCCGAGCCGCUGCCGUCUGGCCAGAUGUGCGGGGCAAACGGAUGACCUGCUGGCGGCGCUGUGUCCCUGUUGGUGUCGAGAUGUCAGUCCUGUUUUGCCUGAGUGCAGCCAGGAGGUGGCGCUGUGGCAUCUCGCUGUUGUUUGUUCGCAUGAGUUUCCCUUGGUGGCUGAGACAGGAAGUUCUGCGGCCCCCGGUCAGCUGACCUGGUCGGCCAAUCACGGCCGGAACUGCAUGAAGUCGCUCAGAGAUCCGGAACCGGAGAUGUCGCAUGACCGAGAAGAGCCCGACGGCACCAAGAAGCAGGCCAGAAGCUGGUGGUGAGGUGGGCCCCUGCUCCCGCCUUUAUUGAACCCUCUCAAUAAAACCAAGUUGGCAUCUGGGUCCGGGCUCCGGGAGGAAGGUUUGCGGGGGGGACGUGAC